AUGAACGCGACCCGCUCUCUACAGCGACUUUGUCGCCUCGCCUCGCGCCCUUCCAUGAGGAGCUUCUCUAGCUCCAUCCCGGCCCUGUCAUCGGCGCAACCUCCGCGGGGCUGGACCCCGACGCCCUUUGUAACAGAGACAGUGGGUGGUGGCUGGCACACUUACGACAUCUUCUCCAAACUCCUCAAGGAACGAAUCAUCUGCCUAAACGGUGAAGUCGACGAAACAAUGUCCGCCUCCAUCGUCGCCCAACUCCUCUUCCUCGAAGCCGAUAACCCGCAGAAACCAAUCCACCUCUAUAUCAAUUCCCCCGGAGGAUCCGUAACAGCCGGCCUCGCAAUCUACGACACAAUGACCUACAUCGCCUCCCCCGUCUCAACAAUAUGCGUCGGGCAGGCGGCCUCAAUGGGCUCUCUACUUCUCUGCGGCGGCCAAGCCGGCCAGCGCUACUGCCUCCCGCACUCAUCGAUCAUGAUCCACCAGCCAUCCGGCGGAUACUUCGGCCAAGCGACCGACAUUGCGAUCCACGCAAAGGAGAUCCUGCGCGUGCGGCAUCAGUUGAACCAGAUCUACAAGCGGCACCUGACGAGCAAGAAGGAGAUGUCGCUAGACGAGAUUGAGAAGCUGAUGGAGCGGGACUACUUUAUGGGCGCGCGGGAGGCGCUGGAGCUGGGUAUCAUUGAUGAGAUUUUGGAUCGUAGGGUUAAGACUGGGGCUGAGGGAGAGAAGAAAGAGCAGUAG
This is a messenger RNA of Aspergillus mulundensis, 741 nucleotides long. Its product is annotated as ATP-dependent Clp protease proteolytic subunit. Gene Ontology annotation, biological process: protein quality control for misfolded or incompletely synthesized proteins. Bases 1 to 741 code for a protein of 246 amino acids. The transcript has 5 exons. Gene Ontology annotation, molecular function: ATPase binding; ATP-dependent peptidase activity; serine-type endopeptidase activity. NCBI's taxonomy places the organism in Eukaryota, Fungi, Ascomycota, Eurotiomycetes, Eurotiales, Aspergillaceae. The record is from RefSeq and is a predicted model, not a curated record. Gene Ontology annotation, cellular component: endopeptidase Clp complex.